Molecule: messenger RNA, 723 nt
Organism: Leishmania braziliensis MHOM/BR/75/M2904
Lineage: Eukaryota; Euglenozoa; Kinetoplastea; Trypanosomatida; Trypanosomatidae
Gene: XRPT
Product: xanthine phosphoribosyltransferase
Exons: 1
Coding region: 1-723 (240 amino acids)
Biological process (GO): IMP salvage; guanine salvage; GMP salvage
Molecular function (GO): hypoxanthine phosphoribosyltransferase activity; magnesium ion binding
Source: RefSeq, a predicted model, not a curated record
AUGUUGUCUAACCACCGUUGCAGCGGCGCCGUGGAUGCCCAGGGCAGGGUUUUCGUGGAUGGCCGUGAGUACCCCAUGGCGUCCAGUAUUAUCGCCACGGAGGACGUGAUCCAGAGCAAAAUCAAGGCCAUGGCACAGACCAUCGCGAAUGACUACAAGCUGCUCACUCACCGGGACUGCCGUCUUCCGCCCAACGUGGCGACCGGCAUGGAGACGGUUGUAUCGGAGGCGCCGAUCAGCUACGACAACCCGCUCAUCAUUGUAUCCGUUCUCAAGGGCAGCUAUAUCUUCACAGCCGACUUCAUCCGCUACCUCGGCGACUGUGGCCUACCACACGUUGUCGACUUUGUUCGCUUAACUUCGUAUAACGAUGGUACACGGAGCACUGGGAGGGUCGCGAUGCUGUCGGGUCUUAAGUUCGAGAAUCUACGCGGCAAGCACGUGCUGAUCGUCGAGGACGUAUGCGACUCGGGGCGUACGCUGCACUUUCUGCGCACCAGUAUCAUCGAGAAGUAUCAACCCAAGAGUAUCAAGACGCUCGUGAUGGUGAACAAGGAGGCAGCGGCGCGCAAGGUAGACUUUGAACCGGAGUAUGCCUGCCUUAGCAGCCCCAACAAGUACAUUAUCGGCUAUGGAUUUGAGGUGAACGAUCGCUACCGUGAUCUGCGUCACAUCUUAAUUCUUCGAGACGGUGAGGCGACUCGCUAUCCCGCUAAGCUCUGA